Molecule: messenger RNA, 367 nt
Organism: Staurois parvus
Lineage: Eukaryota; Metazoa; Chordata; Amphibia; Anura; Ranidae
Source: the annotation of a GenBank genome assembly
GGUGUCCUCUCUCCGCAGCCCCUUUCACCAGCCGUCUGGUGUCUCAGGCGUCGGCAUCUUCAGUGUGGGCAGCUUGCGGCUUCACAGCCAGGUGCCCACUGCGCAUGCGCGAGUAGCGCUGCGCUUCCUGAAUGGUCCCGUAGUCUUCUUGGACCUGUCACGUGUCUCAGAAGACUACAGGGAGGGAGGACAACUUCCGCUUCUAAUCGCCUAGGCCAGGGUGGGAGCAAGUACCCGUCAAAUUCGGGUACCCGCUCCCCAAAGGUGCCAAUCCUUAAUGGGGAGCGGGGGACCAGUCUUUAAAGCGGAACUUCCCCUUUUGGGUGGAGCGCCACUUUAAAGUGUUUGUUUUUAGAACAAAAAUCUU